Molecule: messenger RNA, 1308 nt
Organism: Talaromyces rugulosus
Lineage: Eukaryota; Fungi; Ascomycota; Eurotiomycetes; Eurotiales; Trichocomaceae
Exons: 4
Coding region: 1-1308 (435 amino acids)
Biological process (GO): transmembrane transport
Molecular function (GO): transmembrane transporter activity
Source: RefSeq, a predicted model, not a curated record
AUGGAUUCCAAGUCAGGAGCUCCAAGCCCUAUUGAAUCGGUAUCGGGCAUAGAACAGCCUGCUCGGGAUUCUCCUAUGGAAUGGUCAUGGCUUCGCAAACACACCAUUUUAGUGCAAGCCGCUUUCCAUGCUGCUGGGCCAGGGCUCACCAGCUCCCUGCUGAUCCCAGCUACCGAGCAGCUGGCAGAGCAGACCAUUUCUGUGCAACCCGCUUCUGGGCACAUAUGGCCGCCGACCAGUUUUCCUCGCGAGCAUGCUGCUAUCUUGUGUUGCCGCUCUGGAGGCGGAUUCGCACACGGAUACGGCACCCUGAUGACAGCGCGCAUAUUUCAGUCCAUCGGCAUCUCGACCGGGUUUGUUAUACCGGGCAUCAUCGUCGUAGACCUCUUCAGAACAGAGGAGCGAGGGAGCAAGAACGGCGUUUGGGCGCAGAUGGUAUCGAUGGGAGCCCCCUUGGGCGGUUUGAUAGGCGGGCCCAUCGUUAGUUACCUAGGCUGGCAAUGGGUUAUGUGGAUCAUUUCUAUCAUCUGCGGCGCCCAGUUGUUAGCAUUCAUCUUGACAUGCCCAGAGACAUCGUACCUGCAUCGCCAGCAGUCGGGAUUUGGCGCAUACCGCGCUUCGGAGCUGUUUCGCCUCCAAAAGCGCAUCCCCGGCCGGCUUGGAUGCGUUACCUUUGCCAUUACCUCUCCCGGCAUCGCCACCAUUUUGCCCAUCGCCUUGGGUAAGUUCUACGAAUUCAACUCCAUUGCACAAGGCCUCUUUUUCCUCGGGCCCUUGGUGGGCAUCUUACUAGCCGAGAGACUUGCCGGCCCUGGAAGCGACUGGGCCAUGGGCAGGGAACGUCGCCAGGCGGCCAACGAGGGCCGCCAGGAACGGCCCGAGUUUCGCCUCUGGGUUGGCCUGCCCGGCUAUGCGAUGUCGAUCGUUGGCGUGAUCAUUUUUGGCGUCACGCUGCAGGCACGCGUUCACUGGAUUGCGCCUUGUAUUGGGUUCGGCAUUUCCAACUUUGGGCUGCAGCUGGUGACGACGCCUCUCAAGACGUACUGUGUUGAUUGCUAUGCCUCGCACUCGGGAUCAGUGUUGCAGAUGAUCAACGCCGUUCGCCAGAUCAUUUCCUUUACUGUGCCAUUCUGGAGUCCUAUCUUGAAUGAAAGUCUUGGGUAUGGAUCAGGCUUCGGUAUUGAAGCCGCCAUAUUAGCUGCCUUUUAUAUCUUGAGUUUGCUAGUUUUGUGGCGGGGAGCCUCGUGGAGACAGUCGGUGCGGAUAAGGGGGUUGAUAAAAACAGGAGAAGAGCUCUUAGAGCCCUAA